GUUCCUUGUUCUUCUUGCCAAUGGGCUUGCUCUACUAUGUCAGCUAUGUUGCCAUCGUCGUGGUCUUUGCUUUUGUCACACUUUCUUUAGCGAGCGGGCUCCUAUACGUUUCGGAACUCAUUGAGGAGCAUUCUCGACUUGCAAAAACAAUUGGUCAACGGGGAACUUAUGCGGUUAUCGUGUUACACCUUGUAUUCUAUGCGACAGACUCUCUGCCAUUCCUCCAGACGAUUUUCUCGGUCAUAUGUCACGUCGUGUAUCUCCAGAAUUUUUCCAACACCUGGCCCGUCAUAUCUCUCUCAUCCCUUCCCUUCGUGGCUUCGUGUAUCCUCGUCAUAGUGGAUCACUUCAUGUGGUUCUUUUAUUUCGCUCAGUUGACUCAAGACGCUCGAAACUAUAGAUACAGAGGUCGCGCAGGUCCACAGGUCCCUUCUUUCACCGAGGUAGCCACCUUCUUUGGCUUGUGCGUUUGGCUGGUACCUCUGUUCUUCUUUUUGAGUCUCAGUGCAAAUGACAACGCAUUACCUACUUCCCUUUCUACGCCUGGUACGCCCUCCCUCACUGCAACCCAACAUACAAAGCAGCCGCGUAUCUCCCUCUUCAGAUCACUUCUUUCUUUCACGUCCUUGCUACCUGCAUCGAUACGUCCAAAGGACUCACGUAUGCCUGAAGGUCUUAUUGCACCACCCCAGUCUCCCGUACCAUUCUUACGCCCGCAGUCAAUGUCAUCUUCAUCCUUCAGAGGCUCUCAACACUCGAUGACACCUCCUCGCUCUCCCAUCAUACGCCAGGGAAGCCUCGAAUCUUCCCCUCCCUCGACCUUCCGGUCGGGAACUCCUCCACUUCGGAAACCAGGACUCACGAUGAGAAGAACUUCUGGUUUUUCGGAGGGUGAUACAUCUAAAAAGGGUUAAGAGUCCUUUCUCUUACUACGAAACCUCUACCUUUGCUAGAGCACACCAAUGGACAAGUGAUGGACUAAAAGUAAAUCUGAUGAAAUUAUGAUAGCUAAUGAUCAUGCACACGCGUGUCGUAGUGUUGAUAAAUAUCGAGUCGGAAGA
Molecule: messenger RNA, 1061 nt
Organism: Marasmius oreades (fairy-ring Marasmius)
Lineage: Eukaryota; Fungi; Basidiomycota; Agaricomycetes; Agaricales; Marasmiaceae
Exons: 5
Coding region: 21-914 (297 amino acids)
Biological process (GO): endoplasmic reticulum to Golgi vesicle-mediated transport
Cellular component (GO): COPII-coated ER to Golgi transport vesicle; Golgi membrane; endoplasmic reticulum membrane
Molecular function (GO): COPII receptor activity
Source: RefSeq, a predicted model, not a curated record